CCAAAAGUUCACGACCCAGGAAAAGGAGUGAAGUUUGAUCGAUGUGGUGUGGAGUGCCGCAGUGCAGUGUGAACUUUCCGUCAAACUUUCAAGACUCUAACUACUGACUGGAUUACUUUAUGAUUUACGUUGAUACACAAAAUACACUUUACAACCACAAGUUUAGCAAGAUUUUCAGCGAGUGCAACGUGGAAAGUGAAUUGAGAAGUAACUACCAGUACAUGUAGUUGAAGAAAAUGGGAAAAAGAACGGUGGUGAAUGCCUGCGUAACAGACAUUGAGAAAAGGAGGGAACCUACAAAACAUUAUGUAUAUAUCAUUCAUGUGACUUGGUCGGAUGGAUCUGUCAAUGUUGUCUACCGGAGAUACAGCUCUUUCUUUGACUUCCAGAACAAACUUCUGUCUAAAUUUCCAGAGGAAGCCGGCGCUAACAACCCAUCUUCAAGAUGUAUCCCAUUCCUGCCAGGUAAGAAGCUGUUUGGAAGAAGUCAUGUAAGAGAAGUUGCUCUGAAAAGACUUGCUCCAAUAGAUGAAUACUGUCAGGCGUUAGUUAAGCUACCAGGAAAGAUAUCUGACAGUAAGGAAGUGAUCGAUUUCUUCACGCCUACGCCGGAGGAUGUAAGUCCUCCUUCGCCAGAUGGAGGGGAGUCAACAAGAGGAAAAGAUAUUGGAAGCAUUUCAGAGCCCAUUCAGGCCGAGCAGUACAUAGUGGUUGCUGACUACAAGAAACAGCAGAAGAACGAAGUAGAACUAACAGCUGGAGAUCUGGUGGAGGUCUUCGAGAAGAAUGAUAACGGUUGGUGGUUUGUGACUGUUCAAGAUCAGCACGGCUGGGCUCCAGGGACAUUCCUUCAGAAACCUGAUGGGCAGGAAGAAGAGGAAGAAGAAGAGACACUCAUACCAGGAAAUGAUGAGAGCUACAUCACAAACAAUGCAUACCAGGGACAGGCUGAAGACGAGAUAUCGUUUGAGACGGGAGUGGUUGUUAACAUCAUCCAGAAGAGUUUAGAUGGGUGGUGGAAAGUCAGUUACCAAGGCAAGCAAGGCUGGGCACCCGCAACCUACCUACAGAUCUACAAAGGACCUGCUGGGGUCACUCCCAGGCCUCCCACGCAGAGCAUUGGUAAUGUCAUGCUACUCAAGGGUGGAAGUGACAGUAGGCCCAAACCAAGUCCUGGUCCUGGACGACCUCAGCUCCCUCCCGUGCAGCCCAGAGAUGAACCCGGACAACUCUAUUCUAAUUUUGACCCAGAAGACAAGCCUACACCCCCGAGGAGAGCUACAGUCAAGCUUACGGACAAAACUAACCCGAGUCAUGUGCAGGUAGAUGUAUAUUACUCAUAUUAACAUGCGUGAAGUGAUGUGAUCCAUUGUGUUUGUGAAAGUCAUCCCUUAUGCCA
Lytechinus pictus (painted urchin) is the source of this 1399-nucleotide messenger RNA. Its product is annotated as SH3 and PX domain-containing protein 2B-like. The coding region runs from base 237 to 1346 and encodes 369 amino acids. Gene Ontology annotation, molecular function: phosphatidylinositol binding; protein binding; superoxide-generating NADPH oxidase activator activity. Gene Ontology annotation, cellular component: cytoplasm. The transcript has 13 exons. NCBI's taxonomy places the organism in Eukaryota, Metazoa, Echinodermata, Echinoidea, Temnopleuroida, Toxopneustidae. The record is from RefSeq and is a predicted model, not a curated record. Gene Ontology annotation, biological process: superoxide anion generation.